Molecule: messenger RNA, 3146 nt
Organism: Lathyrus oleraceus (garden pea)
Lineage: Eukaryota; Viridiplantae; Streptophyta; Magnoliopsida; Fabales; Fabaceae
Product: nuclear matrix constituent protein 1
Exons: 5
Coding region: 232-2898 (888 amino acids)
Source: RefSeq, a predicted model, not a curated record
UCACAUUCCUGCCCUCUUUCACAGUUACUGCAAUUUUGCCAUUUUCCUGUGCCUAAUUUUUCAUUUCCAUUAUUUCUCACUCUCUUCUAUGACUCUCCAAAGUUGUAAAAAUCUCUUUCUCUUCCUUCAUUUCAAAUUCUAGGUUACUCUCUCUUUUUUUGUUACAGUUUUUUCUUCUUCUUCACGAUCAUCAUUGUAACGGGUUUUUUAUGGUGUGAAAUUAGGGGGAAAAUGGCUGUUAAGGGUUCUGAUAAGUUAAGGUUUUGUGGUGGUGGUGGUGGUGGCGGCAGUGGUGAUGGUGAUGGGAACUUAACAUUUAAAUGGCACAACUCGGGCGAGAGAAAUAAUACAUGGCAUUCAGGAGUGAGGAGGCAAGUUUCUUAUGAUAAUUCUGAUUCUGAUUCUGAUAAUGAUGAUGAUGAUGAUGUACCUUUGGCGGAAAGGUUAACCCGAAUGUCGAAUUUGGGAACACGGAGUAGUAUCUGUGAUGUUCCUGUUCAGAUGAGUAGUAAUACUACUACAAUGCCGGUUAAGAGGCCAUUUGGUAAUAGCAAUGCCUUGCAGAGUUCUGUUAAGAAAUCGAAGGUGACAACAAAUGGUAAUCCUUUGUCGAUAAGAAUCAAAAUUCCGGGAAAAAUGGCUGAUAAAUCGUUUUCUAUGCUGAAGAAAGAUCUUGAGUUGGUAGAAAAAUCAUUUGAGGAAUGCAAAACGAAGAGGCAGGUGGAAGAGAAGAGAUUGCUGUCGAUAAAGAGAGAUAUCGAGGAGUGUUCGAAUGAGCUUGUAAAUUUGAAAAAGAAAAAUAGUUGUGUGGAAAGAAUUAGCGAAUCUCAUAAGAAAAUGCUUGGGAAAAUUGAUGAAUGUGUAAAGGAUUUUGUAGCAAAAGAAGCACAGCUCUGUUUGAUGGACGACUUGAUUGGAGAGCGCAAGCGAGAGCUCAAGAAAAAAGAAAAAGAACUUCAUCAAGUCGUGGAUAACUUUGAUAAGCACCGUGAAGGGAAGGGACAGGAACUCAAGGCUCUUUCCGGAAAAAUUGCUCAAUGUACUAUGGAACUUAAGGCCAAAGAGAAAGAGCGUGAUGCGAUGAAAAAACGAAUUGACGAACAAUCAGAGCUUUUAAUGUCAGAAAAUAAGAAGUUACUAAAGGUAAUGCAGUUUAGUCAAAAUAAUUCACGUGCUCAAAUGAAGGAAUUUGAAUCAACCAAGAAGCAAUUUGAAGAGCAGGUUAAGGAGCUUGAGUUAAAGGAGAAAAGGUGCGGAGAGUGGGCGGUGGAGCUUGAGUCAAAGGAGAAGUUCUUUCAAGGCCGUGUAGAGAAGCUCAAGUUAAAAGAGAAAAAGUGCCGAGAACGAGUGGUGGAGCUUGAGUCAAAGGAGAAACUCUUUGAAGGUCGUGUAAAAGAGCUCGAGUUUAAAGAGAAACGACUUGAAGGCCAAGCGCAAGAGUUUGUAUUGAAGGUGGAGAGAUUUCAUAGCCAAAUAAAGGAGCUUGAAUCGGAAAAGAAGCAUUUUGAUCGUUGUGUAAAGGAGCUGGAAUCAAAAGAGAGGCAAUUUGAAGGACAAGCGAAGCGGCUAGAGUUAAAAGAGGAGGAGCUGGAAGGACGGGUGAAAGCGUUGGAUUCAAAAGAGGAGAAUUUUAAAGGCCAGGUUAAGGACCUUGAGUCAAAAGAAAACAAACUUGAAGCCCGGGUGAAUGAGUUCAAAUCAGAAAAAGAGCAAUUCGAAGGGCGGUUGAAGAAGCUCCGGUUUACAGAAAAGUUGCUUGAAGACCAAGUGAAGAAAUUUAAAGGCCGAGUAGAGGAAAUUGAAUCAAAAGAGGAUGAGUUCAAAGCUCGAAUGCAAGAGCUUAAGCGUUUUAUAAGCCGAAUGGAGGAUUUCAAAUCAGAAGAGAAACAAUUUGAAGGACGAGGGAAAGAGCUUGAGUCAAUAGAUAAAAUUUUCAAAGUGCAUGCGAAUGAAUUCGAGCCAAAAGAGAAGCACCUUGAUGGACCCAUGAAGGAUCUUGAGUUGAAGCCAAAUGAAUUUGACGGACAACAUAAGCAGCCCGAGUUAAGAGAGAAACAAUGCGUUGCAGUAAUCCAACCAUUUGAAGAAGAAACAGAAUUGGGUAAUCGGUUAAGUCCCACGAUUGAUGACAGAUGUUUGAUGUUGGUCCCAAGUGAGCAAACUGAUGAAUUUGAGUCAUUUGAUUACGGCUUUAAUCUACGAAGUUUAUCUGAUCCGUCAAAAAUUGUGUUGGAAAUAAUACAGAACCCCGUCAUCCCAAAGUGUAAAAUGGGAAACAGUGCUGUAAUUAUUGAUGAUAGAGACAUUCUCCUGCUCAAAGAACUGAUGAGAAUCGCACCAGAUGUUAAACCUCAUACAAGAGAAAAAGCAUUGAAGCUAGCACUUGAAUUGAAAGCUAACAUGGAAGAAAAUAAAGAAAAUUCCAAGGUGGUUUUGGGUUUUCUACUCCUUCUGUCGGUUUAUGGACUGGUUCCUUCUUUCGAUGAAGAUGAAGUUUUAAAGCUUUUUGGACUUGUUUCUCAGCAAAAUAUAGCUAUAGUGCUGUUUGGGGCCAUGGGUUUCGCAGAGAAAAUAUCUGAUUUUGUUGAGAAUCUUAUCGCGAGACAACAAUAUGUAGAAGCUGUUAGAUUCAGUUGUGCGUAUAACUUGGGCGACAACAAUCAACUAGUUGCUCUCUUGCGAGAACAUGUGCAGAAUGCAAAACUAAUUUCUGAGAGCAGUUGCAAUGAAGCCGACUCCAUCGAGAUUAAGAAUAAAGCAAGAGACCAAGAAAUCGCAAGUCUCAGAGCUGUUUUGCAGUGUAUUGAAGACAACAACCUAGAAUCCGAGGAUGCACGUAACACGAUUAACACGAUUCACGGCCGUAUUCUUGAGCUAAUGAGACACACGGGCAAAUAGUGGCGACCAUCCUCUAAAUAGCGAAAACCGGCUAACACGUUGCCUUGUAAAUGAAGUAACAGGAUAAGGAUUCUCUCUGUUUCUUGCUCUUAUGUAAAAAAUUAACAGGGUCAUCUCAUCUUUGACUCACUACUCUUUUUGUUUUAUGAAGAAAUUCUCAAAGGGUUAAAAUGUUAAUGUACAAAUUGGUUAUUUUGGAGUACAUGCCACAUAUUUGUUUAUAAUGAGAAAAAUCAAUUCCAACAUUA